Oryza brachyantha (malo sina) is the source of this 1198-nucleotide messenger RNA. Its product is annotated as stromal cell-derived factor 2-like protein. The transcript has 6 exons. The record is from RefSeq and is a predicted model, not a curated record. The coding region runs from base 324 to 977 and encodes 217 amino acids. Lineage: Eukaryota; Viridiplantae; Streptophyta; Magnoliopsida; Poales; Poaceae.
CCACGCCGGCCGUGCUCGGGACGAGCUCGUGGUGCGCGGGGUUGGGGGGCGAACGUUUCUGGAAGGUUCCGGGCGGGCGCGCCGCCCUCCACGACGCGGCCGCGGUGGCGCCGCCCGCGACGCACUCGCAGGGACUCGCCCGGCGCAGCAGGGCCGGCUCCGGGGAGCGGGAGCGGGGGGCGCAGCCGGGGGCGGAAUCGGCGGCGAGCCUCGCCGCGGCCCUCGCGCGGGAGCGGAUCGUGAGGAGCGGCGGCUCCGAGGGGGAGGAGGAGGGGCACGUGCCGUUCUGGCAGAGGACCUGGUUCCUCGCGCUGCUGCUGGCGAUGGCCGCCGCGUCGUUCGCGAUCGCGCUGCUGCUCUACCUCGGGCUCGACCUCCCCGAGGCGUCGCCAGCGCAGUCCUACGCCGCUGAUCCGGACAGAGUCGUCGAGAUUACCUACGGAUCGGUGAUCAAGUUGAUGCAUGAGAGGACCAAAUUUCGGUUGCAUUCGCAUGAUGUGCCCUAUGGAUCUGGCAGCGGUCAGCAAUCGGUCACCAGUUUCCCCAACGUGGACGACGCCAAUAGCUUCUGGAUAGUGAGACCGCAACCAGAUACUUCAGCAAAACAAGGUGAUCCCAUAACACAUGGUACAAUUGUAAGGCUCCAACAUAUGAGAACUAGGAAGUGGCUACACAGCCACAUGCAUGCUUCUCCCAUUACGGGAAAUUUGGAGGUUAGUUGCUUUGGUGGUGAGAAUGAGUCGGACACUGGGGAUUACUGGAGGCUCGAGAUUGAGGGCAGUGGGAAGUCUUGGAGACAAGACCAGAGAAUUCGGUUGCGCCAUGCUGAUACCGGUGGUUAUCUGCAUAGCCAUGAUAGGAAGUACACCCGCAUUGCUGGUGGACAGCAAGAGGUAUGUGGUGUUGGCGACAAGCGCCCUGACAAUGUCUGGCUUGCAGCUGAAGGCGUCUAUCUCCCGGUGAACCAGGGAAAAUAGCUGCGUCUGCGUUGCAGGCCGGUAGGGUGAGACGUGCCAUGAUUAACACAGUAUGAUGCUUGUACGAUUUGAAAUAUUAAAGUUGUAAGUUGUAACCAUUAGAGUACAGUUCAGUUAAUUUUGAGCUAUUAGAGCAACUUUUGUUGUGUAUGAAGUUGCACAUGGUUUAGCGGCAGACUGUCACUUUAUACAUGGUUCUUUCCGGACUCCUUGUGUUCAAA